Messenger RNA from Micropterus dolomieu (smallmouth bass), 2343 nucleotides. RefSeq lists its product as uncharacterized. Bases 243 to 1904 code for a protein of 553 amino acids. Lineage: Eukaryota; Metazoa; Chordata; Actinopteri; Centrarchiformes; Centrarchidae. The record is from RefSeq and is a predicted model, not a curated record. The transcript has 10 exons.
CGAAGAUUCACGAACACCGCCGACCUCAAAUGGUCCACAAACCCGAGAUCAACCGAAAGUCUCCAGUUGCUCCCGAUCCGGCCCCAUUGAAGUCUGUUGUUGUCGGUCUGGGGGCGAUGGGGUGGACGAGAUUCAAGAAAUAAAGGAAAAAAAAGUCGAUUUCCAGGAAGCAUCCCUCCUGAGCCCCUCCCAGUCCAGUGAUUUUCGGAUUCGAGGCUUGACAAAGAGACAGACGAUUCAAGAUGAAAGUAAUCAGCCCUGCUGUGAUUAGCGCCCUGUUCUGCACUGUUGUGUCAGCAACUUUGAAAGUCAAAGAGGAACACAGGACAGCCUUCUUUGGGGAGGACAUUCACAUCGAUGUCUCGCCUGGGAACGUUAGUGAGGUUGUGUUCAAACCCAGGUACAAUCGCUCCGCUGAGGUAGUUCUACUGCAAGCAGGCCGGGUGAUGACUCCACAGGGCCAUAUCAACUCUCUGGGCCACCUGGUGCUGGAGGACGUGCAGGAGGAGAACGAGGGGUUGUACAUUAUGAGGAACCCCACUACACCCAACUUAGCCAAGCACCUCAUCCUCAUUGUCAGGGACUGUGCUUUGGAGCAAGUGGUGAAGUAUGGAGAAACUUACUACAUCCAUCUCAACCAAGUCAAAGGACCCAUCACCCUGGAGUUCAGGCCCAGUCUGGCUCAUCCCAAUCAGACUGAGAUGCAGCAUGCAACAGAGUCUCCAUCUGUGAUGCUGUAUAAUCAGACAGCGGUGUCAGCAGAAGAAUAUGUGGGGCGACUCAGUGUGUCGGAGAAACGGGUGAUGCUGCACUCGGUGAGGAUGACGGACGAGGGGAGCUUCACAGUGCUGGACCGUGACGGCAAAGUGAGGAGGAGGAACUGUCUGAAUGUCAGAGAGCACCAGAACUUCAUGCACCUUUCGUAUGGAGCAAACCUGAAGAUGAAACUCUAUGUGCACCAUUCCAAUGUUAACAUUGUCUACAGGCGCAAAUCAGACAAUCAGGACCAGGUCAUCCUGGAUCAGGGGGUUCUGGUGACACCGCUGGACCCUCAGCUAGAGGGCAGGCUGAGUGUGCAGGGAUCAGAGCUCAUCAUGAAGAAGGUCCAUGUGGCUGACACGGGUGUCUUCAAAGUGACAGACCUGUCUGGGUAUCCUGUGGCUCAUGUCUACAUAGAGGCAGACGCCUAUAAGCUGCCUCCCCUGACUGUAGCCAUCCUCUCCCUGCUGUGUCUGAUCGCUCUCAUGCUGCUGGUGUGCUUGCUGUCCUGUCUCUAUAAAAUUCAUAAGAGGAAGGAGAAAAACAAGAAGCUGAUGCUCAUUGCUCAGCAGGCUGGCAAAGGAGACGGCGAGGCUUUUAGACAGGUGGUCCACGAGGCUUAUACCCGAUUCGCUGAGGAUUCUCUGAUGCAGUCUGUGUGUGAUAAGACCUCGGAGAGCACUGAGGUCACAAUUAAGGGCCUUGAGGUGUCCAAACCGGGCCGCUACCAGGCUCUCACCUCAGACAAUUUUUUGGAGAUGAGCGACUCUGGGGUGGAGUUCACCAUGUCUGGCCUCCCACUGGACAGUGACACUGAUGCUGCGAUGAACUAUGCCUCCCAUAAGCCGCUUCUGAAUGCCAUCUCCCCUACAGCCGUGACAGGAGGAGUUCACUCUGACAGCCUGACCACAGUGUCCCCCCACGGUGACCUUAGCGCAAGCCGGACCCCUGACUCCGUCAUGAGUGCCAGCCCUGCUUCCAAUCCUCGCUCUCUUGCUGCUGCCACCCCCGAUGGCAGCCUGCGUGGUGCUGCUUCGCCGGGAACAGCCUCCAGGGCUACUGCUGGAUCGGAUUCAACCAAGACAGAGGGAGGGGCGGAGAACGGAGAAGGUGGGCAGAAGGAGGAAUCAGCUCAGAGCACCUGAGAAGAUGCACCAGGGUGUAUUUUUUUUAGCUCAUGAUCCUUAUACAGUAACGACAUCCACAACCAUCUGGCUGCAUUUCUGGGAACCUUAUCAUAUUCAAACAACACCAAGUUCUUGAUCAUUGCAUUUGAAACAACAUCACAGACAAAAUAUUCAUGCUUGGAUCCAGAUUUCAGUUUAGCCUAGAAGAAAAUAAUAAAAAGGCAGUUGCACAAUGUGCCCUAUACAAAAUUGAUGCACCAAAUGAGAUGCAAGAAAGAGCAAACCCAAGCUCUAUCAAAAGAAGAACAAAGCAAUUCUGUGCGUAUGGAAAAAGCAUGCAUUUAAAUUAAACAUUAAAGUAGAUAUCAUAGUUCACAUCUACAGGAAAAUGCUGACAUUAGAGUAGAUUGACUGCAUGAAAGCUUCAAUGGGCUAAAGAAGCACAGGCUCCAAAAGA